Molecule: messenger RNA, 4877 nt
Organism: Daldinia caldariorum
Lineage: Eukaryota; Fungi; Ascomycota; Sordariomycetes; Xylariales; Hypoxylaceae
Product: SAC3/GANP/Nin1/mts3/eIF-3 p25 family-domain-containing protein
Exons: 4
Coding region: 355-4659 (1434 amino acids)
Biological process (GO): mRNA export from nucleus
Cellular component (GO): cytoplasm; transcription export complex 2; nucleus
Source: RefSeq, a predicted model, not a curated record
CGGCGAUCGCAACAUCAUCAAUCGUUUUACCAAAUAAAAUUCAGCACUUCUAAAAGCACAAACUACCCUCUCUCCACAUCUCUUAAUUUACUAUUACCUACCACAUCGAAGUCUCUCUAGCACCAGCCCCUCUUGCAUGUUCAUUUCGACCUGUGCAUGCCCUUUGUCUGCACUUCUUAUCUGAGCAGUAUCUUGCGCGCACGAGGACGGCUCGUUCUUUGUGUCUUUCCCUAAAGCCAUUCUUCAACCCCCCCCCCACCGUCUUCCCUACUUUGCAACCCCCGUUCUCGGUCAACCUCAAUCGCAUCUCACUACUCAUGACAACGAAAACACUAGACCCGGCGGCGAAGCGCAAUGCUUAAUCCCCAGAGGCAGGGUAGCUGGGGAGUCGGCCAAGCGCCGAACCCGCCUAGCAACCCAUUCGCCAAUACAAUGUCUACGCCGCCACCCAACCCGUUCGCUCCCCCCAAGGCCAACCCGUUUUUACAAGGACAGACCAGCGGCGCACCCACGCCAAAUCCUUUCCUAGCCAACGCUGCUCAGCCUUCCUCGUCGAAUCCUUCCAUGCUGCAGACUCUAAGUCAGAUGGCCGAGGGGCAGCACCAAGAUUUCCGCAUGCCAACUAAUAUGAAAAAUCCCUUCGAGAAGAAUCAUACGGAUUCUGCUAUAGAUACGAAUAGCCACUCAACCGCUUCUCCUUUUCAACCCAAACCGAACCCAUUCGGUGGCCAUGGUAAUGCGCAGUCCUCUAACAUAGCAUCCAACAGCAGCUCCUUAAAACCGAAUCCCUUUUCGAAACGAUUACCAACGAUUACCAGCGAGAGCCAAACCUCAGCUACGACCAGUCUGAAUGGCCAAGGGGAAGCUUCCGAAUACGUUCAGCCGGCGUGGCCAAAACAGACACAAACUACCAAACCCGCACCGGCUAAUACCUCGACACUUACAAAACAAGUCAAUGGCAAGCGAAAAGGUGAUGAUGAUAUCCAGGGGGGGAACAAGUUAUCACGAGGAUCGCCAGCCGCAGGAAAGGGUCGUAAUCGAUCUCGUUCACCCGCCCAGGGCAAUAAGAAGGACACACCUACUGGAAAAGACGUGCCGGGGAACCCAAAAUCUAGCCAAGACCGAGAUGAAUUCGCUAAAAAGAUUCGAAAUCAGUUAGCAAAGGAUAAAAUCAGGCCACCACAAUGGCCUGAAAAUCCAGGUAGUUUUGCACAACGUCAGGCUAUAGAACGUUUCCGCGAAACUUACAAGGCUUACCGGGAAAGGGCACGGAAAUCGCUCACACGAGCUGGUCUAAUCGAUGAUCCGGACAAGAAGCGAAGGCUCGACGAGGCACUUGUGUUUAAGGGAAUUUGCGAGGACAUGUGUCCUGAGUGGGAGCAAGUAACUCGUAUUGUCGAGCACGAUAUCAGAGGACCGGAGAAGGGUACUGAUGAGAAUGGAGACCUUGUUGCGAUACCCUCACUUAUGGUUAAGCGACUCGCUCGUUCGGCUGCGGGUCAAGACGCACCUCUCCCUAUGGAUGUGCGAUCCGUCCGGACUCUUUGCCGUACCUUAGAUUACUUGAUCGACCUUGUUUCGUCGGACGACAUGCUACCGCAACGACAUAGUUUCCUCUGGGACCGAACUCGAGCUAUUCGAAUAGACUUCUCGUUUCAGAAGUAUGCCAUGACCCCUGACGAGAUACUAGAUCAAAUCUAUUGCCUCGAGACCAUCGCUCGUUUCCACGUUACGUCGCUUCAUUUACUCUCUCGGGGUGGCUCUGCUCCCGCAGACUUUUCAGAGCAACAGGAAGUUGAGCAACUAAGCAAGACCUUGAUCUCCCUAAUGGAAGUAUACGACGACUGUGCACAUCAGGGGAUCAAGUGCAAAAACGAGCCCGAGUUCCGGGGGUAUUUUAUAGUAUUUAAUGCCCACAAUCCGGGACUUAUGGAAAGAAUAGAAGGCUGGGAUAUGCGGUUUGGGAAUGCCGAUGGAAUCAAAUCGGCAAUAGCCAUCGUUCAAUGUAUCGACAAUAUCCGAAAACUGCAGGGCCCCCUGUAUCCAGAGACGUACAGCCCACUAGCUAUCGACGCAAUCUCGAUAUUCUUCAAGCUUAUUGCCCACCCGAGCGUUUCGUAUACUAUGGCAUGCUUCGCCGAGAUACAUUUCAACGAUGUCCGAAAGGGGAUAUUGAAAGUUCUUAGGAGAUCGUUCUCGCGGCCCCGAUAUGGUCCUAAAGACCUACAUCCGUCUAUCCUAAAGCAAUACUUGCAGACCGACACUGAAGAAGAGGCAGUUGAAUUCUUCAAAAAGCACGGUUUUCAGUUUCACGAAGAUGGAUAUGUUAUUCUAUCUCCAAAUACUGAGUAUACCGAUGCUCGAAUACGGCAUUCCUUUUCGGGAGACAUUGUGGAACGUAAACGUUCCGGCCGACCUUUCCCGGAAGUAAUCCGUACAACUGUCUUCGAAGAGAAUGUUGCGGCAAUAUCUAGCUCAGACGAAUCCUCCGAGGAAAGCUUGUUUGUUAGCGACUCGCAGAACAUACCCCUAGCAAAUAGCAACCGCCAAGAGCACCAGAGUUCCGAAAGACUUGACCGUCAGAAAGAAGGUAGUGGGCUUACACCACCCUCCGGUCUUCUGGCUAAAGUAAAGCCUUCCCCGCCGCAAAUUUUCGGAAAUCCCACUGCUACCAUGUCGACGACUGCUGUCCCUUUAAAGCAACCUCUCUUGCCAAAAGUUUCUGGCACAACGUCUAUUUCUCGAGAUGCUUCUUUCACUACGGUCUCUACCCAACCUGCCGUAGUCUCUAGGACCGAAACCACCGACUCUUUUCAGAAGGAACAGCAGACCAGCUCGCUCUUCGGACAAGGUGAUAACUCCACGACUCCUCUCAUUACAAAGGCAGGGAACAUUGACCCAACAUCUAUCUCUUGGGUGCAAAAGCAACUAGGGGUUACUGCUAAGGAGGCUGGCCCCCUUGUAGGGAAGAGCCCAGAACCAAAUCCUGAGAAGGCUGUAAUCGAAAACAAUGUUUCGGCAAUACAGGCAGCCCCUUCCACUAAAAGCGCCUCAGAUCCAAACUUCUUUGGCUUUCUUAACAGCGACAAAAACCUAUCGAUUCCACCAACUCCAUCUGUUUUGGUGAAUGUUAGAGCGAAGGCUUCCGAAUCAUCAAACAAAGAUCGACCGCAACCCUCUACAUCCUCUAGUUCAUCCGCUGCCCCAGACCAAUCAUCAAUUUUUCCACAGCCGUCCCCAAACCUUACACUUAUACAACAACAGCCCCUUUCUACAAGCAUUCCCGGUCCUCCUAGUGUAACCAAAAAGGAUCUGAUGGGCGACUUUACUCGUUGGUUUGUUUGUGCGGAUAGAGGUUUGAUGGAAUCACAGCUUCAAGAAUUUGCGGUUGCCAGUAUUUUGAAGACUGUUUGGGAUGGGUUUCACACAGCCGAAAAGGAACGUAUACGAAGAGAGGAAGAAGAAGAGAUCAACGCCCAAAUACGGCACUUCAGAGAAAGUAGACUCAAAGUCAAAUACUUUUUGCGUUGGCACGAUGGUUUCCGUAAACGGCAACGCAUUAGACGUAUGAAUGAAGAAAAAGAGAAGGCGAGACAAUGGAGAUUGCCUGAAAAUAUAGCAAAACGUGAACGCGCUGCGAAGGAGGAGCAGGAGAGAAUCGUUCAGCAGACGACCGAUUCGAUGCUGAGGAGAAGCCAGCAGAGGGUUGACGAAACGGCCCAACUAAGAGCGUCAACUGGACUGAACCUUGAGUGGAGGGGGCGAAGAAAAACAGCCACUCCAACUCGACUAGGCGUUCAAUCAUCCAGUCCAGAAUCGCGGUCGCGAAGCAUCGAAGAAGCACUGCUUGCGACCGGUGUUUUCAACGGAGUGAAGGAUGGAAGAGCUGCAGCUCGAUAUGUAGCUAGAGAUUACGAUCCCGAAACCGAUGCAGAUCUGCUUCAGGAGAGAAAGAUGCGAUUGCGCACUGAAAACAAGAAUCGGAUUGCGCGUGGAGUCAAUCGGCUGAAGGAGUUACCAGAACCGAAGAUGUAUAAAGAAGGAUCGAAAACAGCGAUGCUUAGAGCUCGCUGUCGCGGUUCUGCUGAUGAUAACAUGUCCACAUCAACAGGAAGCCUUCGCAACUCAACUUUUAGCUCGAGUUAUCGCUCGAGUCUUGGCUACAAUACCGGUCGAGUAUCAAAAUCCCGAUCGAGAGUCGCAGAUCCAUAUUGGACUUUGAAGGCUAGGGGCCUUGUCCGAAUGCCGAACGGCGAGUUCUUACACGAGUCAAUAGCACUACCUAUGUUACGCGAAGGAAAACGAAUCCCCGGCUUUGGAGAUUAUGGAUUACCAGCUGCUGAAGAAGCGCCUCCUAGCCAGUCGCCACCGCCGCCGCUGGCAUUAACCAGUCCAUCUUCUCCACAAAUCCGACCUGAUGACUUACAAGUAAGCCAAAUCAGUAGCAGUUCGCUCUCAGAUACCCGAAGUCAGAAACGUAAACGUCGCAUAACUGAAGGAUCACCUAUAAAUGGAGGCGGCUCACCGAUCAAUACAAAGCGCGCCAAAAGUGGAGAGGUAAAAACUAGCUCUCUUGUAGAUGCUGACGAGCACCUUUCCGACAUUGCGAGCUUUAUGGCAAUGGUUGAGGGCAGGGUUUCAGGACUUGGACAUUCCUGACAAUUUUCAUGAAAAGGGAGGAAGUUAAGGGGGCAUGGUAAUCAGAGAUCGAGAAAAAUGGAUAUAGUCAAUGGCAUUAAGAGAGGCCACGUCAUAAAUCACUCGGUACUAUUAUUUCUUUUUUUUUCUACUUGGAAAUGGCGUGCGUUAUUAGCACAGGAUAGGAUAUACGCCCCUGGUGUUUGGUGCUUGGUGCUUGGUGAAACAUGAUUAGCAGC